This is a messenger RNA of Oncorhynchus kisutch (coho salmon), 2136 nucleotides long. Its product is annotated as dentin sialophosphoprotein-like. The annotation marks the transcript as partial. The transcript has 4 exons. NCBI's taxonomy places the organism in Eukaryota, Metazoa, Chordata, Actinopteri, Salmoniformes, Salmonidae. The record is from RefSeq and is a predicted model, not a curated record.
GAUACUAACCAGAGCAGUGAUACUAGCCAGAGCAGUGAUACUAGCCAGAGCAAUGAUACUAGCCAGAGCAGCGAUACUAGCAGUGGUACUAGCAGUGAUACUAGCCAGAGCAGUGAUACUAGCAGUGAUACUAGCCAGAGCAGCGAUACUAGCAGUGGUACUAGCAGUGAUACUAGCCAGAGCAGUGAUACUAGCCAGAGCAGCGAUACUAGCAGUGAUACUAGCCAGAGCUGCGAUACUAGCAGUGAUACUAGCCAGAGCAGCGAUACUAGCAGUGGUACUAGCAGUGAUACUAGCAGUGAUUCAAGCCAGAGCAGUGAUACUAGCCAGAGCAGUGAUACUAGCCAGAGCAGUGAUACUAGCCAGAGCAGUGGUAGUAGACAGAGCAGUGGUACUAGCCAGAGCAGUGGUACUAACCAGAGCAGUGAUACUAGCCAGAGCAGUGGUACUAACCAGAGCAGUGAUACUAAUCAGAGCAGUGAUAGCCAGAGCAGUGAUACUAGCCAGAGCAGUGGUACUAACCAGAGCAGUGGUACUAACCAGAGCAGUGAUACUAGCCAGAGCAGUGAUACUAACCAGAGCAGUGAUACUAACCAGAGCAGUGAUACUAGCCAGAGCAGUGAUACUAGCCAGAGCAGUGAUACUAGCCAGAGCAGUGAUACUAACCAGAGCAGUGAUACUAGCCAGAGCAGUGAUACUAACCAGAGCAGUGAUACUAGCCAGAGCAGUGAUACUAGCCAGAGCAAUGAUACUAGCCAGAGCAGCGAUACUAGCAGUGGUACUAGCAGUGAUACUAGCCAGAGCAGUGAUACUAGCAGUGAUACUAGCAGUGAUACUAGCCAGAGCAGCGAUACUAGCAGUGAUACUAGCCAGAGCAGUGAUACUAGCCAGAGCAGCGAUACUAGCAGUGAUACUAGCCAGAGCUGCGAUACUAGCAGUGAUACUAGCCAGAGCAGCGAUACUAGCAGUGGUACUAGCAGUGAUACUAGCAGUGAUUCAAGCCAGAGCAGUGAUUCUAGCCAGAGCAGCGAUACUAGCAGUGGUACUAGCCAGAGCAGUGGUACUAGCCAGAGCAGUGAUCCUAGCCAGAGCAGUGAUCCUAGCCAGAGCAGUGAUACUAGCCAGAGCAGUGAUACUAGCCAGAGCAGUGAUACUAGCCAGAGCAGUGAUACUAGCCAGAGCAGUGAUACUAACCAGAGCAGUGAUACUAGCCAGAGCAGUGAUACUAGCCAGAGCAAUGAUACUAGCCAGAGCAGCGAUACUAGCAGUGGUACUAGCAGUGAUACUAGCCAGAGCAGUGAUACUAGCAGUGAUACUAGCAGUGAUACUAGCCAGAGCAGCGAUACUAGCAGUGGUACUAGCAGUGAUACUAGCCAGAGCAGUGAUACUAGCCAGAGCAGCGAUACUAGCAGUGAUACUAGCCAGAGCUGCGAUACUAGCAGUGAUACUAGCCAGAGCAGCGAUACUAGCAGUGGUACUAGCAGUGAUACUAGCAGUGAUUCAAGCCAGAGCAGUGAUACUAGCCAGAGCAGUGAUACUAGCCAGAGCAGCGAUACUAGCCAGAGCAGUGAUUCUAGCCAGAGCAGCGAUACUAGCAGUGGUACUAGCCAGAGCAGUGAUCCUAGCCAGAGCAGUGAUACUAGCAGUGAUACUAGCCAGAGCAGCGAUACUAGCAGUGAUACUAGCCAGAGCAGCGAUACUAGCAGUGAUACUAGCCAGAGCAGUGAUACUAGCCAGAGCAGUGAUACUAGACAGAGCAGUGAUACUAGCCAGAGCAGUGGUAGUAGACAGAGCAGUGAUACUAACCAGAACAGUGAUACUAGACAGAGCAAUGAUACUAACCAGAACAGUGAUACUAACCAGAACAGUGAUACUAGACAGAGCAGUGAUACUAGACAGAGCAGUGAGAGCAGUGAUACUAACCAGAACAGUGAUACUAACCAGAGCAGUGAUACUAACCAGAACAGUGAUACUAACCAGAACAGUGAUACUAACCAGAGCAGUGAUACUAACCAGAGCAGUGAUACUAACCAGAGCAGUGAUACUAGCCAGAGCAGUAAUACUAACCAGAACAGUGAUACUAACCAGAACAGUGAUACUAACCAGAGCAGUGUUACUAACCAGAACAUUGUAUGA